GCAUUUUGAUCAUCUCGAUCAUGUCGUUCUCCGCCAUUGUCAUCCCACCACCUCCACCGUUCGCCGCCGUGAAAAAACCUGUUUUCAUCCGUUCUGUUUGGGCGAACAAUCUGGAGUCUGAGUUUUCGUUGAUCCGUAGCUUGGUCGACCGUUUUCCUUUUGUUUCAAUGGAUACAGAGUUCCCUGGUGUGAUAUACCGGUCGGACAUACGUGCUAAGAACCCGAUUGAGCUCUACAACAAUCUGAAAUUGAAUGUUGAUGCUCUUAAGCUGAUUCAGGUAGGUAUCACUCUGACUGAUGUUUACGGUAACCUGCCGGACUUUGGCUGUGGUUUUGGUUUCAUCUGGGAGUUCAACUUCCGUGAUUUUGAUGUGUUGCAUGAUGAUCAUGCACCGGAUUCCAUUGAGUUGCUCCGUGAUCACGGGUUGGACUUUAAGAAGACGCGUGCUCGUGGUGCUGAUACCACCAGGUUUGCUGAAUUGAUGUUGUCCUCUGGGCUGCUCUGCAAUGAUGCUGUUUCUUAUGUGACUUUUCACAGUGCUUAUGAUUUUGGCUACCUGAUUAAGGUUCUUACGGGCUGUAAGCUUCCAGGUGUGCUGACAGAGUUUCUGAAGUUGCUGAAGGUCUUUUUUGGUGAAAAGGUUUAUGAUGUGAAGUAUAUGAUGAUGUUUUUCCCGUACCUUCAUGGAGGAUUGGACCGGGUUGCUGAAACUCUCAUGCUGAAUCGCUUGGUUGGGAAUAGCCAUCAGGCUGGCUCAGAUAGCUUGCUGACUUGGCAUGUGUUUCAAAAGGUGAAGCAGGUCUACUUAGAGGACAAUGAGGCUCGCACCGAGAAGUUUGGUGGUAUUCUCUUUGGGUUAGAGGUUCUUUCUCCCUAGAUGUAGUGUUCUAAUUUCAGAAGUUCUGUACAAUCCUUUUACUUAAUUGAAAGGAGUUUUAGUUUGGUUAA
Messenger RNA from Solanum verrucosum, 949 nucleotides. RefSeq names its product probable CCR4-associated factor 1 homolog 11. The transcript has a single exon. Gene Ontology annotation, cellular component: CCR4-NOT core complex; CCR4-NOT complex; P-body. The coding region runs from base 21 to 878 and encodes 285 amino acids. The record is from RefSeq and is a predicted model, not a curated record. NCBI's taxonomy places the organism in Eukaryota, Viridiplantae, Streptophyta, Magnoliopsida, Solanales, Solanaceae. Gene Ontology annotation, molecular function: nucleic acid binding; poly(A)-specific ribonuclease activity.